This is a messenger RNA of Stomoxys calcitrans (stable fly), 1181 nucleotides long. Its product is annotated as probable serine/threonine-protein kinase DDB_G0282963. The coding region runs from base 26 to 1144 and encodes 372 amino acids. NCBI's taxonomy places the organism in Eukaryota, Metazoa, Arthropoda, Insecta, Diptera, Muscidae. The transcript has a single exon. The record is from RefSeq and is a predicted model, not a curated record.
AAUUCUGGAUUAUAAAUACAGCAAAAUGGAUACCCUGUCACCACAUCAUCACAAAAACGCCAAAGUCAGCAAUUCGAGCAGCUCAGGCUGCUCGGCAGCCUCCUCCACCACGGAUAUCAAGAGUUCGCUGAAAAACCAAAGUCCCAAUGUCAAGCCCUCUGGAUUACGUUCGCGUUCCUUUCUGUUGUGUCUGGGCAAACAUUUGGGCCGCCAUUUCAGUCAUCACCAUCAUCAGCAUCAUCACAGCAUAAGCCACAAUGACCAUACCAUUGUCUAUAACAGCCAAGAGGAUUUACGCAGCUCAUCGACUGACUCCUUUUCACUGAGCUAUGAACGCAACUCCCGUCUGGAUGGUUUAACCAAUGGCAAUGCAGGCACCUCCAGCCUGGAUUUGAGCAGUGAGGAAAUGAAUUCCCGCACUUCAUCGGCAUCGGCCUGCUCAAGACUCUCCCCCGAUCAGGAAUUGGAUAUGGAAAAUUGCUCCUCCAAUCAGCCGCAUAUCUAUAUAGCCACCACCAUAUAUAGAGCUUCGAGUUCGCUGGAUUGCCAUGAGGAUUUGGAUGGCUAUAGCGAGGCGGACAGUGGCAAUUCGAGCAGUGAUGAGAAUAAUGACGACAACGAAGAGGAGACACAAAAUUUGGCCAACAAGAAUAAUGCCACACUGACAGUCAAUGGCAAGCUGACACAGAAAUCCAAGUCCACACCAAACUCUGUCUCAAAUACACCAUCCUGCUCGUUGACCACUUCUUCCUCCAAGGGUCUGCAUUUAAGCCGCCUCUCCAUAACCUCUUCGGUGAGAAGUAUGUUCCAGCAUUUCUCCUCGGUAUCGGGUGUAACCACACGUUCCCUGUCCUGCUCCAGCACUCCGCUGCGAAGAGUUUGGGAUACCAAAUGUCGUAAAACUCAAUCGAAUCCCUCAUCCAGCAGCUGCACCAACUCCAAUAAGAGCUGCAACUCUAGCAGCAAUGCGGCAAGCAGUAGUAGCAGCAGAAGCCGAACGGCUGCCAAGAAACCUGAAAAGAAACAACAGAGCAUUCUAAGGCCUCCCAUACACUAUGUGUACAUGAAGGGCAUGUCCGGUUUGUAUUCCCGAGUACCCAGCUACACGGUAUGCUGUCCCUAUGGUACCCAGCAAUGGGCUUAGAUUGCCAUGGCGAAAAAAAAUACCGUUUUUUUUUUAA